GUCACAGCAUCGCGGCUGGUCAGGGCGGCUCCUCGUCAACGCAGGCACAGAACCUCCAAACCAAACAGCGAGACGGUUGACAGCGUCGACAAAAAGGCGUUGGAACCUGGCCUCUGUAUAUUGCAAAAGCAGUAGUAGACCCGUGGAACGUCAGCACACCAUCGCACUCUGCAGCAUGUCCUUUCUCAGUUCCUCCGCGAAGAUCGUGCACGCUACCAAGCUGCCGGAUGGGGCCACCCAGAAGCAGGGGAUUGCGAUGCUCCAGGACCAUGAGUUCUUUCUCUCGUGCGACCCGCACAUGCAGAAAUUCGAGUCCCUAGGGCAGGUGACUGGGCCAGAGUUGCCCGAGGGUCUUAAGCCUCUGGGCCCGACGACCUCGUACAAGGUUACUGAUCUGGUCGAGACCCUACCAAAGGGCCUCUGGGGCUCCAACGUGGAGUCGAACUACGAGUUCACAGACUUCGAGCUGGGGACAUUUUGCCUGUUGAGGAGUCCUCUGAAUGUGGUCAUGCACACAUUUUGGUCCAUCGAGGACAAGGAUGGCGGGCUUGAGCUUGUGGAGGCUUGCGAGAUCAAGUGUUCAAGGCUCCUCAUUGGAAUUGUCAAGUCUCUUAAUGAAGGGGGAUGGUCCAAAAUCCAUGCCAAAAUGAUGGAUCGGCUCAGCAAGGAGUUGGGAGAAACUCCAGCGAACGGGACUGCCGCGGGAGCACCAGAUCUGUCUACUACUUCAUAGAGAGGGUAAUCCUGAACAAUUCAGAACUUGAUAGAACAGAUCAUAGUUAUGCACACGGUAGAUGUUGGCUCGCAUGUCCCACAUAUGAGUUGCGAGCUCAAUGCAGUGG
This is a messenger RNA of Diaporthe batatas, 842 nucleotides long. RefSeq lists its product as uncharacterized. The coding region runs from base 176 to 733 and encodes 185 amino acids. NCBI's taxonomy places the organism in Eukaryota, Fungi, Ascomycota, Sordariomycetes, Diaporthales, Diaporthaceae. The record is from RefSeq and is a predicted model, not a curated record. The transcript has 3 exons.